AACAAAGCUAACCCCACUUUCCUCUUCAUAUUUAAUCUCUCUUUCUCUCCUUUCUUCAACAAAUAUCUCCUGCUCUUACAUCUGAGUCUUUUUCUUUCUAACCUUCUGAUUCAUGAGUAAUCAUAUGUCCAUUAUGAAGUUCUUGAAUCAAAUCCUCUGUCUCUCUCUUAUCCUCUCCAUAUCCAUGACUACUCUUUCCUUUGCUCAGACAUGUUCUAAAUACAAGUUCUCCAGCAACAAUGUCUUUGACUCUUGCAACGAUCUUCCUUUUCUUGAUUCCUUCCUCCAUUACACUUACGAGUCUUCCACCGGGAGCCUCCACAUUGCUUAUCGCCACACUAAGCUCACCUCUGGUAAAUGGGUUGCUUGGGCUGUGAACCCAACGUCUACGGGAAUGGUGGGAGCUCAAGCCAUCGUUGCUUAUCCACAAUCAGAUGGUACUGUCAGGGUUUACACUUCUCCCAUCAGAAGCUACCAGACGAGUCUACUAGAGGGUGAUCUGAGUUUCAAUGUCUCUGGUUUGUCUGCAACUUACCAGAACAAUGAGAUCGUUGUGUUGGCAAGUCUGAAGCUUGCACAGGAUCUUGGGAAUGGUGGAACCAUUAACACAGUGUGGCAAGAUGGGUCAAUGUCUGGGAACAGUCUUCUGCCUCAUCCAACUUCUGGCAACAAUGUUCGAUCAGUGUCAACUCUCAAUCUGGUAUCCGGUGUUUCAGCAGCUGCAGGAGGAGCUGGAGGAAGUUCCAAGCUUCGCAAACGCAAUAUUCAUGGAAUAUUGAAUGGAGUGAGCUGGGGAAUCAUGAUGCCACUAGGGGCAAUCAUUGCUCGAUACUUGAGAGUAGCCAAAUCAGCAGACCCUGCUUGGUUCUACAUUCACGUUUUCUGCCAGGCUUCUGCUUACAUCAUCGGUGUUGCCGGAUGGGCCACUGGUCUCAAACUCGGUGGCGACUCACCAGGGAUUCAGUACAGCACCCACCGUGCCAUCGGGAUCGCUCUCUUCUCUCUAGCGACAGUUCAGGUGUUUGCGAUGUUUCUGAGGCCAAAACCAGAGCACAAGCAUAGGCUCUACUGGAACAUUUACCACCACACGAUCGGCUACACGAUAAUCAUCCUAGGGGUGGUGAACGUUUUCAAAGGGCUAGGCAUAUUGAGUCCCAAGAAGCAGUGGAAAAAUGCCUACAUCGGUAUCAUUGUUGUUCUCGCCAUUGUGGCCACCCUACUCGAAGCCUUCACCUGGUAUGUAGUCAUUAAAAGAAGGAAACUGGAGGCUAAAACGGCUCAGCAUGGAGCAUCUAACGGCACUCGGUCUCAGUAUGCUUAAGAUUAGCAACAGACUUGCUUCCUUUUCUCUUUGUGCAUAGAGACACAGUUAUUUAUCUGCUUAUCUAUCUGUUCCCAUAUGCAAUGAUGAUUUUUUACAUUCAUGAUUUAGGAUUUAUAAUGCCAUUUUUAUUUGAUCAACACUAAAGGAGUGUACAUGUGAAUUCAUAUGAUCUAAAAAAAUCCAGAGUAGUCAACAGCGUAGAUGCUGAGAGAGAGAAAAGAAACAGUACCUAAUAAAUAACAACAAUCUUUGAUGGUCC
This is a messenger RNA of Arabidopsis thaliana (thale cress), 1583 nucleotides long. RefSeq names its product Auxin-responsive family protein. The transcript has 3 exons. The record is from RefSeq and is marked reviewed. Bases 113 to 1321 code for a protein of 402 amino acids. Gene Ontology annotation, cellular component: plasma membrane; membrane. NCBI's taxonomy places the organism in Eukaryota, Viridiplantae, Streptophyta, Magnoliopsida, Brassicales, Brassicaceae.